Volvox carteri f. nagariensis is the source of this 1820-nucleotide messenger RNA. RefSeq lists its product as uncharacterized. NCBI's taxonomy places the organism in Eukaryota, Viridiplantae, Chlorophyta, Chlorophyceae, Chlamydomonadales, Volvocaceae. The transcript has 5 exons. Bases 87 to 1820 code for a protein of 577 amino acids. The record is from RefSeq and is a predicted model, not a curated record.
AAAAUAAGGAAACCCUUGGUAAAGCCAAGUCACAUUACAAAUAGGUGGAUUGCCAACGCAACUUGAGUUGUGGUCGGCAGUCUGAUAUGCGCUACAUAAAGCAAAAUGCACUGCUGACACUCCAUUUGACGAUUAGCCUAGGUGUUGUAACAUCUGUAGAUGUGAAUGGUCUAUUUUCAUCGUGGCUGUGCCCUCCUGCAUUUGCUGGCAGUGGAGACAGCAGCAGCUCUGUGUGCUUAGACCCAGAAUUGCAACAAUCCCUUGAUACAUUUCUUUUUAUACAAACUCAACGGGAGCUUGAUCGACUUCUCAACGCCAAACCAGAAGAUUUUGGAACCGGCUUGUUGGCGGGAAUUUUAACCACCGCGUCAGGUUUGCUCGAUGCUGAGGGCGAAGGCGCCUUCACAAAAGGACUUACGGCAUUGGAAGAACUCUUGGCGCUUCUGCCGGAAGAACCCCACAUAUGGCCCCUGGCCCGCCGGGUGACUAUCGCCAGUCUCGCACUGCGUUAUGGGAAGCAAGGCCCCUUCGGCUCAAGGACCGAGGCAGCGAAAGUUCAUAGCGUCUUAUUGCGGCUGUACGACCAUUUUAAGCAGUCUGCAAGGCGAAAGGGCGUGGUGGAGUUCACGCACGUCAGCAAAUCGGGCGGCACGAGCUUCUGCCAGCUGGCUAAAACCAAUGGCUGCAACACCGAGGACUUUGGAUAUCACAACUGCCUCAUCGAAGAGUUUGACGAUAAGCCGCGCUACUUCGAUCCGGACGUCCAUAGACAGCUAUCCGUCACGAAGACCAGGACGGUGAAGAAGACUCACUGUAAUGAACCCUUCAAAAACAUAAGAUAUCGCGCCAUGGAAGUGAGCUGUACCGACCGGCGGACUCGGUUGUUGGAGCUCGGCUACACCCUAUACGCCAACGAAUACACGGCCCUGGGCGGCACGGAGGACCCCGCGUUGGCGCACCCCUGUCGCAACAUGGUCACGGUGUUGGAGAUUCGUCAUCCCUACAGCCGCGUCAUCUCGCACAUCAAGCACGGCUGGUUUACGUACGGAUGGAAAUGCAAAGCCGACAGGGAGAAGGUCUACUUUCGGGGGGGCCACAACGCGAGUCAAUGGAACGCCCUGAUGCCCGCGGCCACCAACAACUACCUCAUCCGGUCGUUGCUGGGCGAGGCGGUCUUCAAUCUCCCAUUGGGUGCAAUCACCCGCGAACAUCUGGACCUGGCGCGUAACUUCCUGGCCGAGCAGUACGACGUCGUACUGGUUCUGGAGGAUAAGCCUCUGUUCGCGCAUACCCUAAAAUACGGCCUGGGCUGGGCUAUCAGCGAGCGACAUGCCAACAGUCGACCUGACAAUGAGGAGAGCAACGGGGGACUGCCUGCGGACCUGGACAGCCUUUUGGGGCACAAUUCAUUGGACGUAGAGCUCUAUCAGUUUGGUGUGGUUGUGGCGCGACUGGACGGGAUUAUGUACGGUGCAGCGGCGGCGAUGGAGGCGGGUGGUGGUGACAGGGCGCUAUUGAUGUCGCGGUCCAGGACGGUCAGCGGCGGUGAUGGAGGCAACAACGCGCCACUGGCUACGGCAGCUCCGAAAUCACGACAGAAACGGUAUAGCAGCAGCAGCAGCAGAGGUGUUCAAAUAUCGUUCCGCGGGAUGGUUAUGAACAUCGGGGGAAGCGGGGUGAGAGGAGGUCGCACUGAUGUGCCGGCCAGUGUGGAGGGUGCAGCGGCUUCCCGCGACCGAUUGGGCCGAUUGGGCGUUGUGGCAAUGUCUAGAGUGACACCUGAUGAUAACAUGGGUCGAACUGCUGACGUGGAUCUUUGA